This is a messenger RNA of Procambarus clarkii (red swamp crayfish), 8071 nucleotides long. RefSeq lists its product as uncharacterized. The record is from RefSeq and is a predicted model, not a curated record. NCBI's taxonomy places the organism in Eukaryota, Metazoa, Arthropoda, Malacostraca, Decapoda, Cambaridae.
AUAAGAUGUAGUUAAUACAGGGUAUUGAGGGGGUUGGGAGGCGGGAACCACGCCGGGCCUGGCCAAGAUGGCGGCAACCUAAAGGCGGUAAAACCCUUCCUCAGCAUCCAUCACAAGGCACCCAUGGCCUAGGAGCUUUUCUGUAAUCUACACUAACAUGAACUUAGGCCAUCCUUGUUCACACUGCAGAGAGGGACGUGUGCGUCCUUUUCAAUUUUCACUGGAUCAGGCAAUAUUAAGGUGUGACAACACAGAAUGUGACAGUUUGCUUGUGUCACCACCCUGGGAAAGCAUCAUUAAUCGUAAUAUCAGGCAGCAAAUUCCUCGUCGGUCAGCCGAUUUUGGACAUCAUCGGUUUUGGGGUGGUAGCAGCAGCAGUAGUGGUGUGCAGUCAGAUAUAAGAAGCCCAUUAAUGAGUCCUGCCCAGUCCUUGGGUUCUGUAACAGAUAAAGAAGUGGAAUUACUUUUGAGAAAAUCCUACGCGCCUCCAAAAUUCACUAAAAAUAAAAAAUCAUAUUCAAAAAGGUGUCCUACAUCUUUAAAUUGCAAUGACCUUCCUGCUAGUUUUCAGCCUCCAAUUUUGAAAGAUAAUUCCAAGUGUGAAAGUUUCUUUGAAUUGCUUGGUAGCCUAGAUUUGGACUCGACACCACAUGCAAAUCCUCUCGCAAAUGACUCUCCACCAGUGGCCUCGUAUAAUAAUUCUGGACUAGAUAUUGUAACUGCUGAACUUGAAUCUUGGAUGAAAGGUUUUGAGUCUCCAACAUUUAAUAAUGUGACAAGUGAAAGUGUAGAAGUGAACCCUUCCACGGCUGGCUCUAAUUUGUAUAAUCAUUUUAGAAAAAAUAUAUCCAAAUCAAGGAUUUCAGAAAAGCAGCAGCUUAUUAUUCCAAGCCAAGGUUCUGCUUUUUCUCAGAUAUCUACAUUGAAAGAAAAAAAUGGACUUAAUUCCAAUACUUGCCAGGAAUUUGCCAUUGAUUUCUCAACUAGCCCAUCAUUAAUGCUACAGGAAAAUACAAAUAUUAAAACCUUAGCACAUAAUGAUCUAGAAAAUGACACUAACCCGACCUCGCUCAUUUGUCUAAAAAAUGAUCCAGUGAAAUAUGAUCUUUCUGCAUUGUGUGACUCUCAGUUUUUAUCGCCUGCUACCUCAGCUGUCAGUGAUGAUAGUGGUUAUAAUGAAGAAGAUGCUAGCAAAGUUCCAGUUGUUGCUCUGCCACAGUUGCAUGAGGAGAGCUCUGAUGUUUCCUCUUGUUCUAGAAUUCACAUGGAGUCUAUGGAAGCUGUAGAUACAAAUGAAAUUUCAAAAUGCAAGUUUAUGACAGCUUCAUCACAUGCUAAUCUGAAGAGCCUAAUAUCAAUGGAUUUAAAAAUAUCUACUCCUCAUGAUCCACCUCAUUUUAAUAUUCACCCAGCAAUAGUAACAAUAGAAAAAUGUUGUAAUUUAAAUAAGCAAACUGAUGUUGAAUCUGAAUUGUUAGAGUCUCAUGAAGAUGCUGGAUUAUCACCAGCUAAUCAUUCCAUCAACUUUGGUGAAGUGCCUCUUGGUGGAGAAGAUGAUGAUAUACAAGCUGAUAAUGGUUCUGACCUUGAUAUUUUUUUUGAAAAUACUCCAAAUUUUUCAAGAUCAUUUAAUAUAGAACAAGAAUCUAAUAACAUUGAUUUAGUUUCAAGGGAUGACAGUACAUCAAACACUGAAAUUAGUGGUGGCUUAACUACCGAGCCUUCUCAAGCAGCAGUGACACAAGAACAUUGUGAUACCUCUAGUCAAUUUGGGUCUACAUUAUUAUCUGAUGGAGCUGAAGAUAUUGAGAGUAAAGUUUCACAUUCUGAUCAUUCUUCAGAUUUAUUGUCACUUUGUUCUGUUGUAAAUACAAAUCAGUACAAUGAAUCUAGUAGAGGCAAACGCCAUGGAAGAGGAAGACGCAGAAAAAGAGGGAAAAGUCAACAAGUAUCUGAUACAUAUCAAAGCGGUGGUGCAAAUGUUUGCUCAUCGAAUUCUAAUCUUGAAGUUAGUAAUGAUGCAGUGACCAAGCUAAAGGGCAAGAAGGGUCGGGGUUGUGGAAGGGGUUCAAACAGAGGUAGGGGACGGAAAAAUGUAAACAAUAUCCCAGGGUUGUCAGAAUUGCAACCAAACAAGAGACCAAGAGUUCCUCCUGAAAUGCUUCCUCGCCAGACAAGACAGCGUACUGGAUACAUAGAAGUUCAAGCCACAACCCCAAGGGAAAGAUUUUGUAAUGAGUUUACUUCUGAAGACAACUGUGAUGGGAAUAUGAGAAGAGGCCUUUCAACUCUCCUUCAAGGUCCAAGUUGGCAGGUACCUGAAAGAAGAAAUAAUGAUCAUAGUAGGAACUUAACCAACCUGAGUUUUCGAAGCCUUCUGAAUGGUUCACUUGUUAAGGAUCCUUGGUCAGUUAUGGAGCUGUAUCUAGAAGAAUUAGACAUUGAAGUUGUGGUACAGGGAGUUCGUUCUGCUAGCAUCCGAAAUGAAGAAACAUCAACACCAGAAUUUAGUGGAAUAGCCGAUGGAGGCAGAAUUGAUACUUCAGGUUGUGUACAUAGUGUGGAAUUGAAAGAAACAGAUGGAAUGGCAAAAGGGGAAGAAACAAAUGGAAUGGCAAAAGGGGAAGAAACAGAGAAUAGCCAUAAUGUGCAGAUUAGUGAAAUGCUAAAUAAAAGUUUAUUUCAAGUAUGUUGUAAUGAUGGAUGUGGUGUGUUACCGGAAAAAGAAACAAAUGUUACCAGAAAUUGUGAUGAAAUGUCUUCCUCGGAAAUAUGCAAAGAAAACAAAUCUGUAACACUCAAUGUGUGCGUGACAAAUACAUCAACACCAGACACUGGAAUUGUCGAUAUAUCAAAGAAGUCUGAUCAUACAGUAAAUAAUAAUAAAGAUGAAGUGCAACCAGGUAAAGUAUUGAUAGGUAAACAGUCUUGCAUCACUUCACACAUACCUCUUAAUUAUCGAGAUUCUGAUGUGAACUGCUUAAAAGAAAUUGAUCAACAGUCAUUUGGAUGUAUAAAGCAUUUUCACAAAGAAUCUUUGGCCAAAAUAAAUCUUGACUGGAAACAAUUAAGGAAGGAUCCUCAGAACAAUAAAAUUAUUCAGUGUCACCAAGAGUGUCAGUUUGAAGAUUUAAAAAAUAAUAAAGAUUCAUCAAAUAUUCAAAUUCUUUUUAAGUCACAAAAGGAACAGAAUUCCAAUGUUCCUGAGAAAGAUGCACAUUUUUCAGAAGAAAUAACUGCACCUAAUGCUUCUUUUAAAGAAGAAAUAAAUAUUAACAUAAAAUCAAAAAUUGAAAAUAAUCAGGAUGUUUUGAAGGGAGAGAACUUGCCUGUUCAGGUUGAAUAUGAACAGGUGUUUGCUCAGGCCCAAGAGUUGAGUGGUGAUGAACAAGUUAUUGAAAAAAAUAAACAACCAUUACACAAUAAUGAACAGGAUAUUAACAAAAUUAAACAACCACUACAUAAUGCCGUUGAGAACUCGUGCAGUUUGGGUGUAAGUGAUAACAUUUUAGGAGAAAACAAAGAGCAGUAUUUAUUUUCCGAACAAUUUAAGCACAACACGCAGGAAGAGAUGCUACAGCCAGCUGUUGCUGUCAUCAAGGAACAGAAAACAAUACAUAAUAAAUCAGGUUUUGUUAACUUUGGAUAUUUACAGAAUGAGAUCAGAAUAAACAAACAGCCCAGUCAGAAUAAAAACGUUUUGAACUUGUGUGAAUCUUCAUUGGAUGUUAAUAAGUAUGAAAAUGUAAAAAUAUCACAAACUCCAGAUUCUUUACAGCAUUUAUUUUCAAAAAAUAAUGAUAAAUGUAGUAAGAGUAAAGAUAUAGAUACUAGUCUAAAAAAGUACAGUGUGGUUAAAAAUUCUGUACAGAAAUUUACUGAAUCGGUUGAAAAAGAAGAAAAUUGUGAAUUACAGUGUACAAAAGAGAGCACGGAAGAAAUGGGUUUCAGUAAUCAAAAUUUUAUUUUAGAUGCAUUGCCUCAGAAAUCAAAUAAUUUCUUCAACAAAAGUUUAAGUACAUCUGGUUCCAGCUUGAACUGUUUACUGCUGUCUCCAGAUUUUGAAAAUGUUCGAAGCUGGAUGGGAUAUCAAGAAAGCUCUUCACCGAAAGAACAAGCUGAAAUCACGUCCUCCAUAAAGUAUGAAAAGGAAAAGCUCAUAGAAUCAUCCAAAGAACAAAUUUGUACUGAAGCAACUAUAAGCAAUUCUUCAAGUAAAUACUUUGGGUCAUUAUUACAAGAUGUUGAUUUUGAUGAUAAGUUCUUCCAGUGUCCUGUUCAAGAACACCCGAGUCAAACAUUUGAUGAACACACAAAUAGCACACUCUUCUUUGGAGAGACUGCAAAUAGUUCCCCUCCUCAAGCAAAUAAUAUGGAAUCAAUAAAGUAUAGUAAUGUUAAUCUGAAUCAAGAUUUAAAUGCAAAAUGUAUGUAUUAUCUACAACAAAGGGAAAAGGGUCAGGAAAAUAUUAAUUCAUUAAAACUGACAACUAAGGAAUCUGUAUUGACAACCCCUUCCCAGAUUUGUGCCAUUCCAAUUUCAACUAAUAUAGAAACAGCUUUCCAGCCCAUGAAGGUUCCAGUUCUUCCUUCCAUAGUAGACAUGAGGAAGCAUGUAGUAGAUCCUAAAUCUCCUACAAUUGUUAACAAUGAAACCACAGUUCUACCUUCCAGUCUGACCUUUGCAUUGUCUACAAUAUCCUCAACACCUUUUACUACUGCACCUGUUUCAUUAUGCAAUUGUAUGUAUACAAAUUCUGUGUUACCCAUGAUAAUGUCCACUACAGUACCAUCACAUGCAGUUAAUUCAUCACCUGUUUGUUCUGGUGCUUCACUAUCUGAAGUAAGUGCACUGAGCAGAAAAUCUCAAAGGAAUGAGAGGUACAGCUCAUUAAAUAGGGAAUUUCAUGAGGAUUCAGUGGGUAAAGAACCCCUUCUGUCUACUAUUCAUACAUGUACUGUAAAAGAUGUUAGUAAUAAGUUUAGUACAACAAAUAUUACCAAAGAUGUUACUGAAACAAGUUUCUUACCUAAUAUGACGUCAUUAAAAAGUAAUAUUAUAAACUCAUAUGAAAAAGGCUGCAGUUUUGAUGAUGGAAAGUUGAACACCAACUUCAUAGCCACCACAGUAAAUUUGCAUGAUGUAAAGUGUGAAGGUAACAUUGGAAACAUAUCUGAAAAUAUAGAACCUAUAUUCGAAGUAUCCAGCACAUCCCAAGUAACCAAAAAUGCUGAGAAAGGCUUACAACCUUCAAAAAUUCUUGCUUGUAGUAGUGCUAUUGAGAAACUUGACCCGAAGCUAGCUUGUGAUGAAGAUAAUGACGGCUUUCCUAUAAUUUCAAUUGAUUCAGAAGAUGAAAUUCAGAUUAUAAUCCCAGAAAAAAAAUGCAAGUUUAAGAAGACAGUAGAAAACAAUUUUUUUCACUCAGGCAGUUGUAAAUGUGAGGUAGGGUCAAAAUGUGUUUGUUAUUUUACUCGUCAAAAACAAGGUGAAAAGAGCAAGAGUUAUGUAAUAAAGUCCUGUCCUAAAUUUAAGUGCAAAGGAGAGAUGGAGGCAUGCACAAUUGAAAAAGAGAGAACUCAGGAUGAUAAUUUGAAAGAUUUUACAGGUAUUAAAAAAUUUGCAUUUGGAUUAGAUCAUGGAGGAAUAAAAAGAAUGAUUGAAAAGAGUGAGGAUAGUAGGCCUACUAAAAAAAAUAAAUCUGUAUCAAGCAUCUUGCAUGAGAAAGACAAGAUCAAUAAAUUUAAUGAAAAAGAUUCUAAUUCUUCAGAGGUGACUAAUGCUGAACAAAUGGUGCUCAUGUGUGGAAUUCUUGAUAAUUCAAUUGUCCAUGACAAAGAGUGCUAUUCUCCAAGAGUCAAAGAAUUUGUUGAUUUUGAUGAGAGUGCAAGGAAAAGUAGUUCUCUAGGUAACUUUAGGUUCUAUUUUGCCUCAAAAAAAUCUAAAAAUGAGCAGUGUCAAGAAAGGAGUGUAGUAGUUAAACAAUUUGAAUCAGUUAUGAGAAACAAUGAAGAGGAUAGUCACACACUGAAAGAAGAUAGCAAAGCACAAAAGGAAAAAAACCAAAUCUCACAAAAAGGAAAAAAUUUUGAAAGAAAAUUUGGAUGUGCAAAAUCAAGCCCCCAACAUGAUACUAGUUCAGCUUCAAAGUGGGAUGAGUGUGAUCCUGGGCUAUUGGAAUUAGACUGUGGCUAUAGUGAUUUUUUGUCUCCAGUGAUUCCAUCAUCAGGAAGUUAUAUGUCAUCCCUUGAGUCAUCACAGCAUAACCGUAGACUAGGUAAUGGGCAAAGUUGUCAUAAUAUUAAACCAUUUGAGGACAUUGGAAGUGGUGAGAAAGUAUGUGAUAUGCAAAGCAUGCUCACAGAUACAACACAUUAUGAUUUAUUGGGUAGUAGGUGUGAAGAAAAGUUGCAAACUAUGUCAGAAACAAAUGUUCAUGAUGGCUUACAAGAGGAAAGUGUAUGUGAAGAAUCUAAAAAAUUAUCCAAUGUUCAGAAUCCCAGAUUCUUAUCUAAUAUGAUGGUUCAGAUUAACAAUUCUGAAGGACAGUUACUAAAGUGUGUACCUGUUACUAAUUCUACAUGCAUGAUGAAUAAAAAUCAUUUAGAUGGUACUGAUACAAAUCCUCCUUUAAAAGUAAAGCAUUCUAAAGACUGUUUUAAACCAGAAAUGGCAGCUAGAACUAUGAUUUUAUCUAGUAAGUGUAUUCCAUCCCAAACACACACUGUUCCUGCACUUCCUUUAAGAAGUAAUUUGACUUGUAAUUCAACAGAACCUAUAAAUGCCAAUUCAGCAUUAUCAUCUGCAAUGUCUCAUUUCUCACAAAGUAAGAAAAGAAAUUAUAAUUUAACAAAUAAAUCUGUGCUCAAUAUGUACAAUACGACAGCAUAUCAGAAAAACGGAGAGUCUAAUUCGUCUGUUGUAGAACUGCUUGAACCUGGCGAUGCUUAUUUAUCAAAAAAAUUGUCUCCCCCGAUGAAAACUUGCACAAAUAAUUUAAAUAGCUGUAAACACUGCUGUAAUCAUUUUUCUCAACUUCAAAGCCAAGAAUCUGUGAUAGAUUACCAAGCACCUAUUUCAGCUAAAAAUCUCACUGUUGUUCCUCCAGCUUUAGUUACUAGCUAUGGAAAUAAUAUACCAAGUGGCAGGGUGUUUAUGCAAACUAACUCUACUUGCAAUUUAAGAGAAAAUGUAAAAUCCACUAGCACCGACAACCUGGAGAGGAUUGUUGCUGUAACAAGUCAAACAAUUCAUGGCCCAGUAACCCAAGUCUUGAGGGUUGCAGCACCAGCAAAACAAAGCCAAUAUAAAAUAGAUAAUUGCCAAAUAAAUUGUACAAGUAAAAGAGAAAAUAAUCACAUUGACUCCUUGGACAAAGAAAGCAAAAAGACUUGUAUUGAAAAUACAAUGCUGAAGAAAGUAAAAAUGGGAUCAAAAGGUGGAUUUUACUUUAGACCCACCUCAACUUUAAUGAAUGCUAUAAUACAAAUGAGAAAGAAAAAAGAACUUGAAGCUCAAAACAAAGGCAAAAAUUUAAAAAAUUCCAUGUAUGUGGAACUACCUGAUGGUGAACCAAUUUCCCAUCCUAUUUUCAUUCCCAAAAAAAUAUGUCAACCAGAAAUUGUUAAAUCCAAGAAAAGAAAAUUUAAAAAGGAGAGAAAAACCAAUAACUUUGUAAGACAAAAAGUAUUGGAAAUAGUGGAGCAAAGGGAAAAUAAAGAUGUUCCAGAAAUGGUGGUGGUAUGUGUAGGUGGAAAACUUUAUAUCUACCAAAGAGAUGCGGCAUAGACUUUACAAAUCAGAUUUUGGAUUUACAAAAUUAUAUAGGUCGACUGUUGAAUAGCAAAAAUAUUGUUAUUAUAUUCUAUGUAACUGUAGUGUUGCUGUUGAAGUUUUCUUACCGUGAAAUUCAUAGUAAUUGCAGUCAAUAAAAUGUAUUACGUACCAGGAUUUCAGGUUUUGUGUAAGAUAGUUUCGAAUGUGUAUGAAUGUUGAAAAAUGGAACUUCAGCUGAUAUAUUCCAUCUUUUUAAACCCCUUUUAAAAAUAAAUAAAUAUAUAUAUAUAUAUA